This is a messenger RNA of Dicrocoelium dendriticum, 819 nucleotides long. The record is from the annotation of a GenBank genome assembly. Lineage: Eukaryota; Metazoa; Platyhelminthes; Trematoda; Plagiorchiida; Dicrocoeliidae.
AUGUGUCCUGCCGACUCUUUCCGUGGUGUUGUGGUCAUACCAGAUAGCUUUCCAGGAUAUUCUCCUGAUGAGUUCUGCUUACUACCACGGUAUCGUCCGUUCAUAGAGGGUAUCCUUGUUCCUAAUGGUUUGGUUAAAGAUAGAUUGAAAAAGCUGGCCCUUGACAUUUUAGACACGCUUGAUCGGAUGGGGUCUACUUCAUUAACACUCGUUUGCGUAUUAAAAGGUGGAUUUAAAUUCGCAUCUGACUUGAGUGAAAAUCUCGAAUCUGUGAUUCACAACACCUCCCGACAGAUUUCUAUUCACAUAGAGUUUAUCAUUGCUAGCACUUACGUGAAUGACGACGUCGCCCAUGACACUGAUAUCAAAGUGUGUACGAACCCGAGCAAAUUUCACGACAAAGAUCUUCUGAUUCUCGAAGAUCUCACCGAUACAGGCACCACUUUGCGCAGCUUGACAACCUACCUUCAGAAACUGUCCCCGCGCUCCAUUCAGGUUGCCAGCCUUCUCGUGAAACGUCGCCCGGAUUGUCUUCCUUUCAAGCCAGAUUAUGUUGGAUUUGAAGUUCCAAACCGCUUUAUAGUUGGGUAUGCGAUCGACUACAACGACCAAUUCCGGGAACUACCUCACGUAUGUGUCGUCAACGAAGUUGGAAAGAAGGAAUUUGCUGUGGAAAAAUAGACGACAGUCGGUGUUAAUGGACACAGCAUCCUCAAUAAUGGAUACUGGCGGCCCGUGUUAGAUUAGUGCAUACAUUACUUUUCACAACGAUAAUUUUUACCUGAGUAUUUUAUUACAACAAGAUGCUUUUCUUAGCCG